Papaver somniferum (opium poppy) is the source of this 1523-nucleotide messenger RNA. RefSeq lists its product as uncharacterized. Bases 92 to 1171 code for a protein of 359 amino acids. The record is from RefSeq and is a predicted model, not a curated record. Lineage: Eukaryota; Viridiplantae; Streptophyta; Magnoliopsida; Ranunculales; Papaveraceae. The transcript is spliced from 2 exons.
ACGUUUUAUUGACUUGAGAACGCCAUUGAUCUUGUCUUGUCUCUCUUUAGAGAAUCAUUAUGCCCAAAUCGUUAGGGUUUCCUUUUAGAGAAUGAAUCGUAAAUCGAAUGAAUGUGGUGGUUGUGGUUCACAAAAUCAAUGGAUACUACACAACGUUCAUCAAAGAGGUAUAUACCGUCAUCUCUGCACAUCUUGUGUUCUAAAAUUCAAUGCUGGUUUGUUUUGCCCAAUUUGUUUCCAAGUUUAUAAUUUAGGUUCAUCAUCAUCUUCAUUCGCCAUCGAUCGUAUUAUGUGCCAAAAUUGCCCCUCCGUUUCACAUAAAUCUUGUGCUAGUAAUUUAACAAAAGGGGAAAAAAACAAUCCUCAUUAUCAAUGUCCACCUUGUGUAAACCCUAAUUUUGUAUUUUUCGAUGUCACCAAGAGUGAAAAGGGGAAGGUUAUAGAUGUGAAUUCUGCUAAGGUACUUGUUGCUGCUGCAACGAUUUCAUCCAAUUCCAUGAAUAAAGCAGCGAGUUUAGCUAGGGUUGAUGCUGAGAGAAGAGUUAAUGAAGCUACAGUUUCUAGGAAACGUGCCAAAGAGUUUUUAGAGAAAGUUAUUUUACUUGAGAAAAACGAGAAUGGGGCUGAGCAAAUUGUCAAUACGUCACCAGCUCCUGCUCCUGUCAUUGCUGCAGCUCCUGCUCUUGUUGUUGCUGCAUCGCCUGCUGUUGCGCGGCCAGGUCCUGCUCCAGUGGCGAGGUUGGUGAAGGAGCAGAAAAAGAAAGCCAAAGUGAAUAAUGCUGCAAUUAGUCAUGCAUUGGAAGCGCAAUUACUGAUUCAGAAUAAUUUGAAGGCAACGAAAAUGGAUACACCUGGAAGGGGUUUGAAUAAUGUGAAGUUUUAUACACCAGUUGUAUUGCAGAAGGAUUUGAAAAAUGGUGUAUCGGAUAUGAAUAAGAUGAAUCGAGCUCCUGGGGUUAUGGGAUGUGAAGUAAGACAUGGCGUGUCUAAUGCAGUAAAGGAGGAGAAAAAGCUUGACGUAUUAAACCGUGUAGAACCAGCGGAAUUUGAUAGAUUUGGAUUAGUUUCGAGACAUACUCCUCAGAAUAGACAAGGUGUAGAAAAAGAGGGAGACAAAUCUAAACUACUUGCAGACUCUAAGGAUGGGCCUCGGAUACUUACAUCAAGUUGAGAUGCAGUAGCUCUGAGUAAUACAGUUCUUGGGUUAUACACAGCACCAGAUUCGAUUGAGCUAGAUUUUGUCAGCUGGGUUUGCCAGAUGAAGUUCGAGAGUUUUUUGGUACAUUAAUCUUCUUCAUUUUUCUGUUAUCUGUUCUUGGAAUUAUGUAGAGAUGUCUCAGGCUAUCCUCUUUUUGUUCUCUAGCUUUGUUUUUGUAGGGUUUAUAAUAAUACUUAUGGCUUAAUUGUACCUUCGUGAUGAAGAAGGUUCAUUUCUUGUAUUAUACGUUUAUUUGGAUAUCUUAACUACUUAAAAGUGUAGCUUACAUAAUCUUCUCUUUAAUGUGAAAAGUUUCCAUUGCCAA